Chroicocephalus ridibundus (black-headed gull) is the source of this 2408-nucleotide messenger RNA. RefSeq names its product coiled-coil domain containing 32 (gene CCDC32). Bases 136 to 672 code for a protein of 178 amino acids. The record is from RefSeq and is a predicted model, not a curated record. The transcript has 4 exons. NCBI's taxonomy places the organism in Eukaryota, Metazoa, Chordata, Aves, Charadriiformes, Laridae. Gene Ontology annotation, biological process: cilium organization.
GGCGCCGGCAGGGGCAGCGCGGCCUGUCCCUGCGGGGUCCCUCAGGCCCCGCCGGGCCCCGGGUACAAACGCCACCCGCUGGGGCCUGUGGUGGCUCUCCGGACGGAGGCCGCGCUUCCCCGGGGGGAUUUCGCCAUGAGGAUGAUGGAGAGCGUUGACUCCGUGGUGGCCAGGUCCAGCGAAGACCUCUGGGCUGAGAUCUGCUCCUGUCUGCCGCGUCCCGAGCAGAAGGAUGCUACCGACGCCUUCACAGACUCCUUCAUGGAUUCCUACGCCGAGGGAGGGAGCCAGGGCAGGGGGUCAGAUGCCUCUUCCCAAACAGCUGUGAAGCCCUGGGCGCCCCUGAACGAUUCCGAGGUGUAUUUAGCGUCCCUUGAGAGAAGACUGAUGAGAAUUAAAGGCUUGUCGCAAGAGGUGACCUCCAAGGAGAUGCUGCGCACUCUCUCCCAGGCUAAGAAGGAAUGCUGGGACAGGUUCCUGCAGGAGAAGUUUGAGUCUGAAUUUUACGUAGAGGGACAUGACUCUGAUGAGAGCACGCUAGAACACCUGAAGCGAUGGCUGCAGCCUGACAAAGUGGCCAUCAACACGGAGGAGGUUCAGUGCCUCAUCCCUCCAGAGUCCCGGCCAGAGAAGCAGGAGAGCGAGGAAGAGCCGCCAGCUGCAGAGCAGUGAGCUACGCGCCAGCCGUGCCGCAGAGCUGCCUCUCGUCCCAACCCUGAGGAAGUAUCCAGCAGUAGCAAUGAGGGGGUAGAGGGGCAAAAGUGCCAAUUAUCAGUCAUUUAAAAAAAAAUAAAAAAACCUCCAACACACAAAACCCCCCAGCUCUGGACCUCCAGAGACAGUGACUGGCACCUGUUACGGACAAGAGGGGAGCGCCUGUGACACAGAGCACGCUGGACUGACAUCCUUCUUCGAUCUUCUCCCAGCCUGUAGCAACCUAAUCAUUCCAGUCUGAAGCGGACUAGUUUGUAAUUCAUCAGGAGACGUAUUAAACGAGAUAAAAAAGCAGUUGUUCAGGAGCAUCAGAAGACAUAACGGUCUAGAACAGAACAGAUAAAACCACUGAUUCAUUUUUUCUUCCUGGCUUGUACCUUUUUUAUUACUCAGUUGGGCUUUUUUUCUUUUCUUUCCUGCAAAGUCCACUGGGGUGUUUCCUUAGAUCGUCGCUGUUUAAGUCGGAGUUGGCCCUGAGCCGUGCCUGGAGGAAGACAAGUAUUUCUCACCUACGUGAAUUUGGGACCCUAAAGGAAGCUACCAUCGCAAUCAGUAAAUUGAUGAUAUCAUUGAUACUGGAACUGUUUAACAUUCCGCUCUGUGUAACGUGCCCUCCUACCGCAUUGGCCAAACUCCCUAUUGUAGAAUAGGCUGGAGGGGGAGGGUUUGGGUUUUUUUUUUCCCCUCUUGUUGGUCAUUUUGUACCUCUUCUUUUUCUCCUUCAGCCUCUCCACGAGAAGGUCAGGUGAGAUUCUGUAUCGGGAAACCAAGAGCAAUAACCAGGGAGGCUACAAAUAACUUGUUGUCACCACAGAUUUGCACAGAAUUAUCUGACUUUAAACAUGUUCUAGUAUUUAAUUGUUUUGCAUCCCGUUUAGCUCUGCAGAGGGUUUAUUUCCCAUUACUAAUCAAAGAAUCUGUAAUCGCGUACUUGUAUAAAACUGAUUCUUCUUGAACCUGGGCUUUUCUGUCUUGGCACUGACACGCAGGGUCAGUAGAGGGAAGCAGCGCACAUCUUCUGUCAGAGAAAGCUCAUUAGGACAGAAAUUGUAGGGGUGGUUCUGGGAGCUUACGCACACUGGAUUCAUACCGGGUUCAUUGUGUACCUCCAUGAAAAUACAUUUUUAAAAGUAGCUCCUUGAUAGGCGUUGCCUGUCUCUGUGCAGUGAUAAGUGAUGCCGUUAUCUGCGCUGCUGACAGCUGUUAUUCUGUCGGUGCGUCUCCAUCCGUGGCAGGACUCAGUGUCCGUGUCCACGACCAGCUUUGUCAGUGUAACACCUCCCGGGGUCACUCGUCACGAGGGUCGUCCUUGUAAUUCUCCAUUAGAACACACACUUUUUUUAAAAAAAACAAACAAACAAACUUAAGAAAUACGGUGAAUCACCCGUAUGUCAGUGAUACGAGACUCACAAGUCUCAUGUCUUGUUGGAGGGUGGGUUCUGUCAUCUUUUAAGUGUCUCUGAUCUCCAAAAAUAAGUCUGCUUCCCUGUACAGACACAGUGCUGUAAAUCUCUCACCUCUGACGCUUCCGAGCAUUUACCAGAAAUGGUGUGUACAAAGAGAGAAAGAUGCAAUUUCUCUGCCUGUGCCCUGGCUAUUUUGUAGUCAAUACAUUCCCUCCUUGUGAUUAGCAAUGACUGUGAAGACGCUUUAUAUUAUUUUGUCUAUUCCCAUUAAAGGUAUCGGAGAGAGAA